Molecule: messenger RNA, 5186 nt
Organism: Caenorhabditis angaria
Lineage: Eukaryota; Metazoa; Nematoda; Chromadorea; Rhabditida; Rhabditidae
Source: the annotation of a GenBank genome assembly
AUGGCCACCACUGUUUAUCGGUGAGUUUUUGUAUAUAUAUUUUAUUAGAAAUCUAAAUAGAGUGAAAAUUGAAAUAGUUUCCUUUGACAAGGAAAGUUCAUAAACUUUUGAUAAAACAUAUACCAAAUCGACCAUGCUGAUCAGGAUUCCGAAGUCAAAAAUUGCCACAAAUGCCUGUGAGCACUUUUCUGGAGCUACUUACAAAGUUAGAAUUGAGUUUUGGUUUUCGCCCAUUUUCACCUUGUUCCCGGGUGGAAAAUCAAUUUUUAUAAUAUGAAUAAGGUUGUUCACAACAUUCGAACCCCUACUCAGAGAUUCGCUGGCCAGCUCGCCACUAGAUCAGGACCAGGUGGCCGGAAAGUUCAAAACGAGCUGAAUUUGAUUCGGCCACCAGGUCGCCUUGAGUUUUCCGGCGACGUGGCCUGUGUGUUUGAAAUCCUGGAAAGCUAGCAAGACGGUGGUUUGUACUCAAAAUAGUGCAUUUUUUACUGUUUUUUUCACUUCCUAAGGUUUCUAAUACUCCGAAAAAACAGAAAAUGAGCCAAUUUCUUCUAUAAUGCUCGGAUUCACAAGUUUUUUGGUCUUUUUUCUUUUAAGCGAGACGAUCUGGACGCGAAGUCGGGUCGAGCUGGACAACCUGGGCGAGGUGGUCUGCAUGAACUGAACCACCUCGCGACCAGGUCGUCUGGCAAAAAAUACGGGCGAUGUGGUUGUCCGUGUCAAUUUCAGAUGGGCAGUCGACCCCACCUAGUGACCAGCUGGCCAGCGAAUCUCUGAGUAUCAGCUUUUUAGUAUUUCAAAAAUAUGAAAACCGAGCUGAAAACUGUAAUUUUUAAAAAUGCACAAAAAACUUUGAAAAACGUGUGCGUUUUCGUGCCUUUUCUUAAAAAUUACAGUUUUCAGCUGAUUUUUCAUAUUUUUUUAAAAAGUUAAAAAGCUGAUAUGUUUUCGAAUGUUGUGAACAUCCUUAUUCAAGUUAUAAAAAUUGAUUUUCCACCCAGGAACAUGGUGAAAAGUGGCGAAAACCAGAACUUAAUUCUAACUUUGUAAGCAGCCCCAGAAAAGUGCUCACAGGGGUUUGUGGCAAUUUAUGACUUCGGAAUCGUGAUCAGCACCGUCGAUUUGGUAUAAGUUUUAUGAAAAGUUUAUUCCGGGACCUUAUGAACUCUUCUUGUGAACAUGACGCUUGAAAAAACAGAAAAAAACCUGGAUUUUCCCCCAGAAAAUCUUUAAAAACCGCCCAAAUGUUUCCAGCUUGAUCACCAUAAUCUCGUUGGUCUCUCUCCUCCACUGUGCCUAUUCAGCCGCUCAACAUCGCUCCUAUCUUCGGCUCACCGAGCAACCUUUCAUCAAUCUUCCAUCCGACGUUUUGGCUCAAACCAUCGUCUCAUUAUUGGCGUUGAUCUACGGAACAUCUUUCCUCUCUGCACCUUUUCAAUUCAUCAAAAAAGAUCAGGUUUGUAUUGCAAACUUGUAUAGAUAGGAAAAGCUUGAGAGAAAAGUGGCCACCGCCUGUUUUUCUCUAAAUCUCGCUGUCUCUCACCAAUUGGUCAAUUUUUAUGAUUUAUUUUGUUGUUUUUUUCUGAUUGUGAGAGGGAUAUGGGAGAUCUGGGAAAAUGUGAGAUUUUUACUGAAAAUAGGGGGUGGGAGAUAUUUUCUGUUGAAAAUUCAGAUAUUUCGGACUUUGAAAACAUGAAUUUUAUAUUGGUUUUCAGCUGAAAAUGCUUAUUUUCACCCAAAAUUCAAAAAAAAACCGAAAAAUCACAAUUUCUAGCUCAAAACCAGAGUUAAAAGUCCCUGAUUGUUCCCUGGAAUUAAUUUUUGAGAUUUAGAUUUCUAAAUACCUUGAAAGCUUGAAAUCAACCCGAAAUACAAAGAUUUUGAUAUGAAAAUUCAGAUUUACAGCCAAAAAUAGGAUUUCCAGCUCAAAAUCACAAAAAUCUCAAUUUCUAGCUCAAAACCACAAAAAAAUGGCCUAGAAACCCAAAAAUAUGAUUUUGAUGGCCUAGAAACAGAAAAAAUUUGCUUUUGAUGACCUAGAAAUCCAGAAUAUGGCCUAGAAACCCAAAAAUAUAAUUUUUAUGGCCUAGAAACCCAAAAAUAUGAUUUUGACGGCCUAGAAACCCAAAAUAUGACCUAGAACCCCGAUAAUUUGCUUUUGAUAGCCUAGAAUCCCAAAAAGUUGCUUUUGAUGACCUAAAAACCCGAUAAUUUGAUUUCGAUGGCCUAGAAUCCAAUAAAAUGGCCUAGAAACCCAAAAAUGACUUUUUUCCAGCACCACGAUCGAACAUGCGACGAAGCGCUCAACUGUCCCUCAUUCAUCACCUUCGACAAUCGAGCCAAAGCAAUGUCGCCCGAAUUCGCAAUGAUGAAAGCGAUUCGCGAGGCGAACGCGGCGCGACGAGUCGAAAUGGAUGGCAGAGUCGCGGCGGCGGCGGCUCGCGAAGAUCUUAUUCAUUAAUUUUCAAUAAUAAUAAUUAUCACUAUCAUUAUCCAUAUGCUUCAAAUCGACAUUUUUCAACAAAAACUUCACCAUUUGCCAAUGAGAAAACUAGUAGUAGUAGUAAAAAUACGCUCAAUUUUGAUAAUAUUCCGGGUGCCAGGUUGGUUUUUUUUUUGUUUUUUUGAAAAAAAAAAGUGCUCAAAAUACAUUUUUCUUCACAAAAAAUUGAAAAAUAUCAGUGGCCGAAGUAUUUUGGCGGCCGAGAAAUGUCGGGAAUUCGGCCAACGCAACAAACGCGCUACAACUCAUUGUCUAUUGAAAUUAUGUUAUCGAAUUUGAAAAAUGUGGCUGGCGUAAAAAUUGAAACCAGUGCAGAGUCGCGUGCGGCUUUGCGUCGCGGUCGAGAAAAAUUCAAUAAAUCUUUGUUUAAUUUCAAUAGACAAUGAGUUGGAGCGCGUUUGUUGCGUUGGCCGAAUUCCCGACAUUUCUCGGCCAAAAUACUUCGGUCACAUAUAUUUUUCAACUUUUUGUGAAGUAAAAUGUGUUUUGAACCGUUUUUAAUCGGAAUUUCAAAAAAAAGUGAAUUUCAGAGUGCCAAAAAAUGCGAAACCAACUCGAAUUCUAGAAAUCACCAAAGAACAAGCUGAUGAGGCAAUCAAAAGUUGCCUAGAUUUGAUUCGAAAACACGACAGGGAGAGCUAUUUGACGAUUUUGGCGAUGCCGAAAGCUGUGCAAGUUGAGCUAAUUGCGGUGAGUAUUUUUGAGCCAGGAAAAACUUUAAAAAAUAAUUUUUUCACUCAAAAAUUCCACCCUGAAGAUUCUUGAAAAUCACAAUUUUUAGCUUUAAACCAUACGUGGAAUUAAUUUUUGAAAUUAGAUUUCUAAAUAGCUUGAAAGCUUGAAAUUAACCCGAAAUACAAAGAUUUUGAUAUAAAAAUUUAGAUUUACAGCAAAAAUAAUAUUUUCACAAGGGAAGUGCAUAGGGUUAGGUGUUGAACUUUUGAUGAAACGUUCGAAAUAAACCAAAUCGACCAUGCUGAUCACGAAUCCGAAGUUAAAAAUUGCCACAAAUGCCUGUGAGCACUUUUCUGGAGCUCCAAAGUUGAAAUUGAGUUUUGGUUUUUGCCCAUUUUCCCCUUAUUCCUGGGUGGAAAAUCAAUUUUUAUAACAUGAAUAAGGUUGUUCACCACAUUCGAAAACCUAUCAGCUUUUUAGUUUUUCAAAAAGCAUGAAAAACCAGCUGAAAACUGCAAUUUUCAAAAAUGCACGAAUAACUUUGAAAAACGUGUGUAUUUACGUGUGAUUGUGUGUACUUUCAGGACUUUCUUAAAAAUUACAGUUUCAGCUGGUUUUUCAUGUUUUUUGAAAAACUAAAAAGCUGAUAGGUUUUCGAAUGUGGUGAACAGCCUUAUUCAUACAAUAAAAGUUGAUUUUCUACCCAGGAACAAGGUGAAAAUGGGCAAAAACCAAAACUCAAUUUCAACUUUGGAGCUCCAGAAAAGUGCUCACAGGUGUUUGUGGCAAUUUUUAACUUCGGAUUCGUGAUCAGCUUGGUCGAUUUGGUUUAUUUCGAACGUUUCAUCAAAAGUUCAACACCUAACCCUAUGCACUUCCCUUGUCAGCCCAAAAUCACAAAAAUCUCAAUUUCUAGUUCAAACUCGACCUGAAAUUUGUUGUUAAAUUGAGAUUUCUAGCCUGAAAUUGACCAGAAAUUUCAGAUUUGAAGCCAAAACACAGAAAAUACCCAAAUUUCAUCAAAAAUAGCUUGAAAAUCCAAAAUUGCACCCCUAGAAGCCUAAAAAAUGACCUAGAAACCCAAAAUAUGAUUUUGACGGCCUAGAAACCCAGAAUAUGACCAGAAAUUUCAGAUUUGAAGAAAAUAGCUUGAAAAUUCCCAAAAAUCUCAAUUUUUAGCUAAAAUUCCGAACUAGAAAUCCUCAAAUUUUAUGCUAAAAUUAAUUUUUGAAUUUUUUUCUUUCAGAUCAACGCGCUCAACGUCGAGUUGGCUCAAAUCCGCGACAAAGUCGACACUCGCCGCGGCGACACCUCAGCCAUGUAUCGCCUUCAAUUCUGGAAAGACGCGCUCGCCUCGAUUUUCGACGCCUCUCCCCUUCCCGUCCCACGACAACCCGUCGCAAUCGCUCUCUGCGUUGCCGCUUCUCGCACGCGCCAACCGGAAUUAUUGGCGAAAUUGGUGCAGACGCGGCAAGCGACGAUUGGCGACAAACAAUUUGAGAAUAUUGAAGCGGUCGCUGAAUAUGGCAGAAAUACGACUGGCGCCAUUUUGCAACUUGAAAUUGAUGUUUUGUCAAGGGGAAGCGGAGUGGAUGACAAGGUUUUUGAACUUGCGCGCGAAUUGGGUGCGAGUUAUGCGAUCGCAAAUCUAAUCCGAUCUACACAUCCACUUCUAGCUCGAGGAAUUGUCUUGUUACCCCGAGAUAUUGUGGAAUUACAUGGCACUUCUGCAGAUGCGAUUUAUAAUAAGAAAAAAAUCGAGGAAUCUCGGGGAGUUGCGAAGGAUUUGGCUAGAGAAUCGGAGAGGAUUUUGGAAAAUGUGAGAGAUCAGAUUGAUCAAAUUCCCAAAGAUUUACGAAUUGUUUUUGCUGGCCACGCGAUUUCUAUCGAUUUUAUACUUGGAACAUUGAAGAAGAAGGAUUUUGACCUGUAUUCGGCGUUUUUGCAAAGACCCAAUGGAUUGAUGGUGUGGAAAUUGUUGUGUUGCAAAUUGACGGGAAGAUUUUAA